AACAGCGCAUUUAUAAGGCAUCCCUUCACACUCCCCUUUCAGAAGCACACAUCAGAGCGUACGAACACCAUCAGAUCUCUCAUUAAUUCUGCUGUAUAGAUUUAUUUUGGGAGUUUGACAUGCUGAGUACAGUACUGAAACAAGUGAAAAGCCACCCAGCUUUGAUUCCUCUCUUCAUCUUCAUCGGUGGUGGAGCGACCAUGUCUAUGCUUUACCUGGGCCGUAUCGCACUAAAGAACCCUGAUUGCUCAUGGGAUCGCAAGAACAACCCAGAGCCUUGGAAUAAACUGGGGCCAAAUGACCAGUACAAGCUUUUCACGGUCAACAUGGACUAUUCUAAACUGAAAAAGGACAGGCCUGACUUCUGAGCAGAGCCCAGUGAAUCAGCUGGGUGUGUUAAACACUGCACGUCCUACCCUGGAAGUCUAUUCAACACGUCAUCAGACAAGAUCUUAUCUGUGAAUGGAAAUCCCCAUUAAAAUAAUUAAAGAAACCAAGAGGGAGCACAUACACAAGCUGCAUGAUCUGAAUGUCUAUCUUUUGUCAGAAACAAUAUUUUUACAGAUACAAAUAUUGACACCUCAGUGGAAAGGCAUCAUCAAACCUGGAACAAAAUCAUCUGUGAUGAUCUUCCUGUUAUCCAAAAUAAACAACACAGACAGCAAUAAUAGAAGUGUUUUGUGUAUGUGAAGCA
This is a messenger RNA of Cyprinus carpio (common carp), 694 nucleotides long. RefSeq names its product cytochrome c oxidase subunit FA4. The record is from RefSeq and is a predicted model, not a curated record. Lineage: Eukaryota; Metazoa; Chordata; Actinopteri; Cypriniformes; Cyprinidae.